Molecule: messenger RNA, 420 nt
Organism: Lactuca saligna
Lineage: Eukaryota; Viridiplantae; Streptophyta; Magnoliopsida; Asterales; Asteraceae
Source: the annotation of a GenBank genome assembly
AUGAUGCUUUUUGAAUUAGUCCACGGAAAGCGAAAUAUAAAGCAUUGUGAAGAUUCAAGGAGUACAUUCUUCCUAAGUUUGGUUGCAAAUGUUCUUAUGGAGGGAGGCUAUAUCCUUAGCCUGUUAGACAGUAGAUUAAAUAGGGAAGCUUGUGUUGAAGAAGCGACAAGAAAUUGCAAAGUUGCGUGUUGGUGUAUCCAAGAUGAGGCAGGGAGUAGGCCUGCCAUGAGUAUGGUGGAACGGAUUCUUGAAGGGGUUUCAGACGUGAGCAUGCCUCCGAUCCCCCAAAAUGUCACUUUAUUUGAUGAGAACAUUCAAAGGGAUGUUGUUUUCUUCACUGAUUCACCCUUAAAAAGGUGUUCACCAGCACAAAGCAAUUCUUCAGGACGUGACUCCCACUCAAAGAGCUCAUCUUCUUGA